AGCUCGGGAACCACGCACGGUAGUUCUCCACCGUUUCACCGUGCACGGGAGUCUCACGAUUCGGUGGAUGUUGGGUUGGCGACAUCGUCGUUGAUCUGAAGGGUCAUCUGUCGACUUCGACAUCAGAACGUCGAUGGAAAAUCUUGAGGUUUUGAGGGGUGACAAGCUCAUAUUGAGAGGCUUGUUGUUCCAUGGUUUCCAUGGGGUGAAGCCAGAAGAAAGGAAACUGGGUCAGAAAUUUUUGAUUGAUGUAGAUGCUUGGAUGGAUCUGCAGGCAGCUGGAAAAUCAGACGAGUUAUCUGAUACUGUCAGUUACACGGACAUCUAUCGCUUAGUUAAGGAAGUUGUGGAAGGACUGCCCAAGAAUCUUUUAGAGGCGGUGGCAGAACACAUCGCGUCCACUACCUUGGCGAAAUUCCCCCGGAUAACGGCUGUUCGAGUGAAAGUUGGGAAGCCUCACGUUGCAGUUCCUGGUCCUCUUGAUUAUUUGGGCAUCGAGAUAACAAGGUACAGAAGUUCUUCUAAACCGGAUCAAGUUGUUUGUGCAUAAUGUGAAAGGGUCUUCAUAUUCAAUAACCCUGCUUCUAUUCCGGGUAUAUUGGAUUUCGACUAGUUUUCUGUAAUGUUAAUUUUCUUUCAGAGGCAGAUUACUCGAACUGAAUUUUUCAAUGUA
Messenger RNA from Syzygium oleosum, 673 nucleotides. RefSeq names its product dihydroneopterin aldolase 2-like. Lineage: Eukaryota; Viridiplantae; Streptophyta; Magnoliopsida; Myrtales; Myrtaceae. The transcript is spliced from 3 exons. Gene Ontology annotation, molecular function: dihydroneopterin aldolase activity. Gene Ontology annotation, cellular component: cytoplasm. Gene Ontology annotation, biological process: folic acid-containing compound metabolic process. The record is from RefSeq and is a predicted model, not a curated record. The coding region runs from base 134 to 550 and encodes 138 amino acids.